UUCGAAUGGCGAAUGCAUUUUCCUUUUCGCCACAUUUGCUUUUCGCAAUGGAACGAAAGAGCAGGAAAAAGGCAUUGUUCGACGAACGGAUGGAUGGAGGAAAGGAGGAGCGAUUAAAACUGGCAGUUUUCCUUUUGGCUUGCAUUUCCCUAUCCACAAUUAUCCUGUCAAACUUGUUUGCGCCGUCUCCCUCUGGCUCUACACCAAUUUUCCUUUCGCAUUAUGCUUUGACCAGAGCAUUCGCAUUAAAAGGACAACGCUCUCGUGCGGCGUGAGUGUGUGUGUGUGUCUGUGUUUGUGUGUGUGCGAGCGAGGAGCGGGCUCGUUCGACGCCUGCGUCGCCAUCGUCCUGGCAUCGAAUUGCCGUUCAGUCGACGCUUGCUGCUCAGACCGCUCAGACAUGUCGCGCCCGUCGUGAGUGCUUAUAGUUAGCUAGUACCUACGCAUAUACAUCUAUAUAUAUAUAAACCAACAUCAUCGAAGAGAGACAGCAGCAGCCACCAAGUCAAAGGACUGUAAAACGCAAAACAACGACGCCAUCAGAUGUUGCAGGAUAACAUCAAAUUAAACCAAUAAAGCACCCAAAACCAAAGCCAAAUCAUUCUAAAAGAAUCGCAAAGCCAAAAAAAUAGUGCUUCAAGUGUAUCGUAUCAAACAUCAAAUUGUGCAAAUCAGUUUCAGUUAGUUGAAAGGAGCAAAAGUUUCAUAUGCAAAUACACAAUAAAAUAAUGUGCAAUAAACUACAACUCAAUACAAACAAAAGCAACUCAGCAGCAGCAGCGAGAAAAACAACAACAACAAUAAGCAAGCGUUACUCAUAUAGUCAUACAAGUACUUUUGCCAUUUUGUUGGGAUUUACGCACGGAGCAGGCAUCGAAUAAACUAGAGAAGCUGAAAAAAAAAACCCAAUCGAAGCACAUCACAAAUCGUAGCAUCCGGACUCUAAGAGAAAGGUGUCUCGGAGAGGAGUAGAAAAGCCGACAGCUCAGAAUAGAACGAGAACAAAGCGUUGAGAAACAUGAAAAUGUCCGAAGUGCCCCGCAUUAUGGUCUUUCGACCCACCUGGGAGGAGUUCAAGGACUUUCCCAAGUACGUGGCCUACAUGGAGUCCCAGGGCGCUCACAAGGCCGGACUGGCCAAGGUGGUUCCUCCGCCGGAAUGGGUGCCCCGUCGCAGUGGCUACGCCGAUCUGGACGCUCUGAAUGUCACUAUUCCUGCCCCCAUUUGCCAGGUGGUAACCGGCAAACAGGGCUACUACCAACAGAUAAAUAUCCAGAAAAAGCCACUCACUGUCAAGCAGUUCAGCGAACUGGCCAGCACCGAACGCUAUGCCACACCCAAGCACUUUGACUUUGAGGAUCUGGAGCGCAAGUACUGGAAGAACAUCACAUAUGUGGCGCCCAUUUACGGGGCAGAUGUCAGCGGUAGCAUUACAGACACCGAUCAGGAUAGCUGGAACAUCAACCGGCUGGGCACCAUCCUAGACUUUGUGAACAAGGACUACAACAUCCAAAUAGAUGGCGUGAAUACGGCGUACUUGUACUUUGGCAUGUGGAAGACGACCUUCGCCUGGCACACAGAGGACAUGGACCUGUACUCGAUCAAUUACCUUCACUUUGGGGCGCCCAAGACGUGGUAUGUCGUACCGCCGGAGUGCGGACGCAAGCUGGAGAAGGUGGCCAAUCAGUACUUCCCGGCCAGCUACAAGAACUGCAACGCGUAUCUGCGCCACAAGAUGACGCUCAUCUCGCCGCAGAUCCUCAAGCAGCACGACGUGCCCGUCAGUAAGAUUACGCAGGAGGCUGGCGAGAUCAUGAUCACAUUUCCGUUCGGCUACCAUGCAGGCUUCAAUCACGGCUUCAAUUGCGCCGAGUCCACCAACUUUGCGAUGGAGCGCUGGAUCGAGUACGGCAAGCGGGCGGUGCAGUGCACCUGCAGCAACGACAUGGUCAAGAUCUCGAUGGACACGUUCGUCAAGCGCUUCCAGAGCGAUCGGUACGACCUGUGGAUGGAGGGUCGCGAUGUGGGGCGGCACCCGGAGGAUCCGGCGAAUGGGGUGCCAAGUGCUGCUCCACUGCCGCCACAUCUCGAUGUCUUGCUGUGUGAUAAAAAAAUGAAAAAGCAAUGCAACCCGACCAAGGCGAAGAGCUUUAAGGAACGCAAUCCCGAUCUGGAUCUGGAUGAAAUCCAGCAGAAUCCCAAUGUGCCCGACGACGUGAAGGCCAUGCUGAAGGAGAGUGUGCUGACGCUGGACACGGGCGAUCUGGGCGCCGAUGAGGGCGACUUUGCCAACGAGGACGCCAUGAGCCUGCAAAGUCCGGCGGACCUUAAGACCAAGCAGGAGCUGCUCGAGUACAUAGACGACGGCACAGAAGACGACGACGAGGAGGAGGACUUCAAGCGGCGCAAGCAGAAGCGGCGGUACGAUGCCGACUACGAUGACGACUGGCUGGCGUCCAAGAAAAAGACCCACUCGCGAAAUAGCAGCCGGGGGCGCAGUCCGCGCGCCAAGGACGACCGUUCCAUAUCGCCGGCAUCCUCGACCUCCUCCACGUCUCGUGGGGGAAGGCGUGGCAAGGCGAGCGGCACGCCCCGAAAGACUCCGACGAGGCGGAAAAAGGACUCCAGUGCCACCUCACCGGCGGCAGCAGCAACUGUCGCUGCCGCAGCAUCGCCCACAGCAACAACAUCACUAACCACAGCAGCUGAUGGCGGCGGAGAUGCCAAAAAGGAGCAGAAGUCGCUGCAAUUUAUGCAACAGUCGCGUAAAUUUGAGGGCAAGAUACCAAAACUAAGUCAAGGAGUAGCAACCGGAGCAUCCACAGAAGCAUCCACAUCCAAGUCUAGUCAAGAGCAGCAGCAACAGAUUGUCUACGUCAACAUGUUGCCCGCGGCCAAUACCCUGAAUGGCAUUCCACAGCAGCAGCAGCAACAGUAUGCGACUACGGACGGGAAUGUCUAUCAGCUGCAAAAUGAAAUACUCUGUGAUGCAAACGGACAUGCGGUAACGGCCGCCACGGCCUCAUAUCAAACUACGGCCAGUAGUCCACAGCAGCAGCAACAGCAACAGCAGCAGCAGCAGCAACGGAAUGUUGCAACCAGUGUUGCCGACAAUGUGGUCACAACUAUUAGUUCGUCCUCCAUCCUGCACACGAACGCCAACACCAACGGAGUGGACACGAUCGCCGCCCAGCAGCAACAGCAGCAGCAGCCACAGUCACAUUACCACUAUAUAACCACCACCGGCGAGGAUGGACAAACCCCGACCACCAUAGUGUUCGAGAACUACAACGGCGGCAUGCCGGCGGUCAGUUCGGCGGCUCCCACGCCCGUUCCCGUGCCGCAGGGCAGCACGGCGGCGAACACCACCACCACCACGGCCCUGGUCAACACGGACGGAACGAUCAUCGAGUUCGAUGGCAGCACCUAUGAGGAGUACCAUGUCCUCAAGAGCGAGCCCGGCAGCAGCGAUUGCCUGAGCAACGGCAGCAGCGCCGUGGCCGCCGACAUCAUCAAGUACGAGCCGCAGCACGGGAUCGCCGGCGACGAGGAGGACGACGAGGAGAACGGCCUGCUGCAGGUCAAGUACGAGGAGCAGAGCCUCGAGCACGAUGCCGAGCACGAUCUUGAUCCCGACCAAGAACACGAGUACGAGGAGUUCCAGGUGAUCAAGGCCGAGGUGGAGGCCGAGGCGGCGGAACAGGCAGCGGGCACCACCAGCUACACGAUCAGCCAGGAUCAGGCUGGAACGGGCGGCAACCAGGUGGUGUCCUCGAUGGUGCCCAAGUCGGGUUCGGCGGCGGCCGCCAAGCAGAAGCGCAAGCGCAAGACGCGCGUCAUCGCCGACGACGAGCAGGGCGAGUAUCUGGAGAAGAUGAGUGUGCGCGGCCUGGAUAUUGCCCGCUACGAGCACAUCAUCGACGGCGUGGCCUACUGCCUCGUGUGCGCCAAGAACGACAUCUUCAAGACGUUCAAGAACAAGUACAGCUUCCAGCGGCACGCCUACCUCUUCCACGAGGGCCAGAACCGCAAGAUCUUCGCCUGCCCCAUCUGCAACAAGGAGUUCUCGCGGCCGGACAAGAUGAAGAUGCACAAGAAGGACAAGCACGGCGAUGUGCCCAUGCCGCCGUCGGCCACCACGACGCCGCUGAAGGCCGACGGACCGCCGGCGAAGCGGGCGCGUAACGCUCGCACUCCGCGCGUCCGCAAGUCCAAGGGCGGCGGCGGUGGCGACGGCAGCACGCCGGCCAAGAAGCGGCUGGCCCAGAUCGACAGUGUGCUGGACGAUGUACAGAAUGGCGAGUCCCUGGGCAUGGCGCCGGUCAGCGUGAGUCACUCGCAGCAGCAGCAGCAACCGCAGCAAAUGCAGCACAGCCUGACCACCACUUUGGCUCCCUCGGCGCCCGCGCAGCCGCAACAUCAGCUGCAGACGUUGCCAUCGCUGGACUUCAGCGGCAUGAUCCUGCCAGGCGGUGCUCAGCUGGCCCUGGCCAAUCCGGGGGCCACCAGCUCCGUGGCUUUGCAGCGUGGAGCGGCCACGCCGAAUGGCGGCCAGGCGACGGCGCCCACCACCACGCUCAUCUACUCCAAUCAACUGGAGCUGCAGCAGGCGCUGUUGCAGCAGCAGCUGCACGGCCAGAGCAUCAUGAUCCAGGACCAGGCCGGCAACCUGGUGCCGCUGCAAUUGGACGGCACUCAGGCGAUAUACACGACGGCGCCGCAGGCUCAGCGCCAGCAGCCCACGGCGACCACAUAUCAGACGACGCAGCAACAGCAGCAGCAGCAGCAGCAGCAACAGCAGGCGCAACAGCCCGCUGGUCAGACGCAACAGCAGCAGCCGCAUUACGAGCUGGACAACGUGACCUAUCUGAGCUCCACGGCGGCGGCUACUCCAGCGGCGGCAGAGCAGCAGCAACAGCAGCAGCACGUGAUCGGCACGGUGCAGAGCUACCAGAUCCUCACGCCCGACGGCCUGCAGAACUUCCAGCCCAAGCUGGAGCCGGCCGAACUGGGCGACCUGUGUCCCUACUCGCAGUACACCUUCACCACGCACGCCGGCGCGCAGCCCACGUUGAAUGCCAACGCGCUGGACGCGCAGACGCAGCAUCAACAGCAACAGCACCACCAGCAGCAACAGCACCACCAGCAGCAACACCACCAGCAGACGCAACUCCUACAGCAGCAGCCCUUCGCCACGCACCACAAUCCGCACCAGCAGUUCAUGGAGCUGAAGAACGAGCUGCUGAUCAAGGGCGGCGACGCCUACGCCUUGGACGCCGCCUCCAUGUACCACCUGCCCUUCUCGCCCACCUCGAUGAUCAAUGCGGUGAACGAUGUGAACACCUCGUCGCUGCUGGAAACCAAAGAAAUUAGCAGCAGCAGCAACAGCGGUAGCACCAGUGGCAGCAGCAACAACGUGAGCAGUAGCAAUGGCCUCAAGCCGGCGGCCAAGAAGACGCCAGUCAUCCUGCUGGCCGCUCGUGGUGCCGCCAAGCAGCCGCAGCUCAAUAUUCUCAAUGGAAAUAGCAAGUCCGGAAACGGCGUCACUUUGGUGCGCCUCAAUGCGACUAAUCGGAAUCAGCGCCAAGUUAUCGUCGCCCCCGAAGCAGCUCCUGUGGAGCAGCAGCCCGAGGAGCUACUCGCCGAGGACGAGGAGGAACUCGACGAUGAACUGGACGAGGAUGCCGUGGCCCUGGGUGCGCUCUCCUCCUCGACUGCCCAGAUACUGCGAAAGUUUCGCAUACCCAAGGGCACGGCGGUGACGGCCAAGUCGGGUGACAACUACCUGGCCAUGCCCACGCCCACUCCCUCGCCGCCAGGUGUCGUCAACCUGGUUAGCUCCGGCGUCGAGGCUUCGGCUUCGGGUUAUAUUGAGAACGAAGACGACAUCAUUGAGGAGCUCAACGAGGACGAUCUGGUCGAGGAGAUUAUUGACGAGGAGCCCAGCCAGGAGCAGCCAGAGUUGCAGGAGGCGACGACCACGACGGACGGGCUCGACCUGAGCAGCAGCAACACGAACAACGCGGCAGCGGCGGCCACAACGGCAGCCACCAUGCUGCUGGCCGCCCCCCAACCGCCGCCGCCGCUGCAGCUGCAAACGGUGGCCUCCAAUGGUACUGUGACCUGCUUUAAUCUGCCGCCCAACACCAUCCUGCUGCAGUCGGCCGAUGGCAGCAUAAUUGCCGCCACCCAGGUGCCGCAUCCCAGCAAGGCGGGCCAGCAGCAGCUGAUAGCGCUGCCGGGCAACGUGGCCCUGGCCACCGAACCGGCGACCCAGGCGCAGCAGACUACGGCGGCGACACCACAGGCCACGCAGACCCUCAUCCUGACCGCCGACGGCACGGCCAUUCCCAUCCUGGCGGCCGCUCCCCAGCAGCAGCAGCAGCAACAGCAGCAGCAGCAACAACAGCAACAGGCUGCCGCUGCUGCUGCUGCUCAGUUGUUCGCCGCGUAGGGGCUAAUGGGUGGCCAAAUGGGUCGAUUUUUGAACAGCGCCACCAUAAUGCCGACCACUUACUUCUUUUAGAAAUUUAGACUUAGUUGCCCAUGAGACAAGGCUUUAAAUUAGCCUUGUACUGUCGGCAACACUAAAACGUUUCCCUAAGGUUUUAGAAUACUUCAAAAAUCGUCACAUUUGGCCACCAACGAAAGGGGAAAUUGGAAACAAAGCUGUAUAAAAAAAUGAAUAAUAACUCAAACAUAAGCCAA
This is a messenger RNA of Drosophila takahashii, 6708 nucleotides long. It is a transcript of the gene Kdm4B, whose product is annotated as Lysine demethylase 4B. Lineage: Eukaryota; Metazoa; Arthropoda; Insecta; Diptera; Drosophilidae. Gene Ontology annotation, molecular function: myosin II head/neck binding; histone H3K9 demethylase activity. Gene Ontology annotation, biological process: regulation of focal adhesion assembly; regulation of gene expression; chromatin remodeling. The record is from RefSeq and is a predicted model, not a curated record. Gene Ontology annotation, cellular component: chromatin; nucleus; stress fiber.